Molecule: messenger RNA, 1212 nt
Organism: Austrofundulus limnaeus
Lineage: Eukaryota; Metazoa; Chordata; Actinopteri; Cyprinodontiformes; Rivulidae
Product: leucine-rich repeat-containing protein 15-like
Exons: 2
Cellular component (GO): plasma membrane
Molecular function (GO): protein binding
Source: RefSeq, a predicted model, not a curated record
UCACUGGCUUAUUUACUGAAAAACUGUACAAUAAUUUAUCAGGAGAAUCCCUCGGCUGAUGUUUCUUUGGACUGCACCAACAGGAACCUAGUGAGCGUCCCUGAUGACCUCCCCAAAGAUGCUGUUUCAACAAAACUUAACAACAAUUUGCUUAAAAAAAUUUACAAGAAGGAUUUUUGUGGCAUGUCAACGCUGAGAAAUCUGAAUCUAUCCGACAAUAAAAUCGAGUUUGUGGACAAUGAAGCUUUUAUCAGUUUGGACUCGUUGAAAACACUUGACAUGAAAUUUAAUAAACUCCCCAAGUUGACCAGCCACAUGUUUCAGGGCCUGUCCAACCUCACCAUGCUCGACCUUAGUGCAAACCCAAUUGAGUUCAUUCAUUUUUCAACUUUCCGGGUCUUAGAUCUGAGUAACAACAUGCUGCUGACAUUUAAAGACACCUUCAAAAUGACAAUGACAAACCUUGAGGUCUUGGAUAUAAGCCAAAACUCCAUGAGAGAUUUUGAUAAUAAGGAUUUUCAAGGUUUGAAGUCCCUGAAAAUUUUAAAUUUGGCUUCAAAUAUUGUUGAAAACAUCAAACAAAACACAUUUCAUGGACUAAACAGCCUGGAAGUUCUUACUGCUUCAUUUUUACUAAAUGACGUAAAUAAUUUAUUCAUAGUAAACCAACUUAAGAAUCUUUCGAUCUAUUUAACCAAUUGUUACACUUCCAAAUUUCAUCAUUUAGAUAGCUAUGAAGGCUUUCCUGUUUUCAAAUCCUUGAAAAAUCUCACAGUGGCUUGCAGCAGCCAUGGAUAUCCUUAUUAUUUACCCACUGGUGUUCUAGAUGCUAUGAGACAUUUGGAAAAUUUCAGAGCUAUAAAUGUCUACAUUAAUCCUCCAGAUGUGGACAUGUUUUCAAAAAGCCCCCAGCUCAAGAGUUUGGCAUUAUUAACAACAGAUUUAUCUGACAUGGAUUCUAAAUUCUUUCUACCGAUCUCUAACCUGCAAACUCUGGAUCUUUCUGAGUCGAAGCUCAAGUCUUUGGAUUUUCUGGCACAAACCAACCUCACUGCUCUCCGAUAUCUAAAAAUAACUGACAGUGAGAUCAAUGUGGUUAAUGAGACCGUCUUUAAUUCUCUCCCCUCCCUGACAUACCUGGACCUGAGCAACAACCCGUUCACCUGUGAAUGCUCCAAUGCAGGUUUUAUCCAGUGGGUGUUGGAUAACAAG